CCGGGAAGGAAAGGUGGUCCGCCUGCGAGGAGGCGCGGACCGGGCCAAGGAGCCCAUAGGAAGAGCGGGGCGCCGCCUCUCCCGCGAGCUGCCGGCCUCUGCAUCCGGCCCACCUGUCCCUCCCUGCCUACCAACCCAAGAGCCUCACCCCGAUCUGCGCUUGCUGGGUGACCUCGACGCCCGGGCGGGGACCGAGGGCGCUCUGAGCUCUGCGCUCAGCUCCCAGACCCACUCCCGCUCCGAGGCGGAGGCCAGGUCUUCAGAGAGGAACGACGGAGGCGCAGAAGCCCAGGGGCAGCCCGCUCCAGCCCUGGCAGCCGCGGAACAAGCCCGAGCGGCUGCGGGCGCCGCGGCGGGCGCGGAGUAGCAGGGGCGCCAGGGCGCUGGAAGCCCCGCCCCUCGGCCGGCGCCCUGACAACGCGGGCGGGCUGGGCUGCACCGCCUGCUCCCCGCCCCUCGGCCGCCUGCACCGGGCGGGGCCCGGGCCAGAGCGCCGCCGCCGCCGCUGCUGCAGCAGCAGCUGCUCUGCAGAGUGGUGGCCGGGGCCGGGGCCGGGGUGCCCUCCCUCCCACCUUCUCCCGCCAUGAGCCAGGGAAGUCCGGGGGACUGGGCCCCCCUCGAUCCCACCCCCGGACCCCCAGCAUCCCCCAACCCUUUCGUGCAUGAGUUACAUCUCUCUCGCCUCCAGAGGGUUAAGUUCUGCCUCCUGGGGGCAUUGCUGGCCCCCAUCCGAGUGCUUCUGGCCUUUAUCGUCCUCUUUCUCCUCUGGCCCUUUGCGUGGCUUCAAGUGGCCGGUCUUAGUGAGGAGCAGCUUCAGGAGCCAAUUACAGGAUGGAGGAAGACUGUGUGCCACAACGGGGUGCUAGGCCUGAGCCGCCUGCUGUUUUUCCUGCUGGGCUUCCUCCGGAUUCGCGUUCGUGGCCAGCGAGCCUCUCGCCUUCAAGCCCCUGUCCUUGUUGCUGCCCCACACUCCACUUUCUUUGACCCCAUUGUUCUGCUUCCCUGUGACCUGCCCAAAGUUGUGUCCCGAGCUGAGAACCUUUCCGUUCCUGUCAUUGGAGCCCUUCUUCGAUUCAACCAAGCCAUCCUGGUAUCCCGGCAUGACCCGGCUUCUCGACGCAGAGUGGUGGAGGAGGUCCGAAGGCGGGCCACCUCAGGAGGCAAGUGGCCGCAGGUGCUAUUCUUUCCUGAGGGCACCUGUUCCAACAAGAAGGCUUUGCUUAAGUUCAAACCAGGAGCCUUCAUCGCAGGGGUACCUGUGCAGCCUGUCCUCAUCCGCUACCCCAACAGUCUGGACACCACCAGCUGGGCAUGGAGGGGUCCUGGAGUACUCAAAGUCCUCUGGCUCACAGCCUCUCAGCCCUGCAGCAUUGUGGAUGUGGAGUUCCUUCCUGUGUAUCACCCCAGCCCUGAGGAGAGCAGGGACCCCACCCUCUAUGCCAACAAUGUUCAGAGGGUCAUGGCACAGGCUCUGGGCAUUCCAGCCACCGAAUGUGAGUUUGUAGGGAGCUUACCUGUGAUUGUGGUGGGCCGGCUGAAGGUGGCGUUGGAGCCACAGCUCUGGGAACUGGGAAAAGUGCUUCGGAAGGCUGGGCUGUCCCCUGGCUAUGUGGACGCUGGGGCAGAGCCAGGCCGGAGUCGAAUGAUCAGCCAGGAAGAGUUUGCCAGGCAGCUACAGCUCUCUGAUCCUCAGACGGUGGCUGGUGCCUUUGGCUACUUCCAGCAGGAUACCAAGGGUUUGGUGGACUUCCGAGAUGUGGCCCUUGCACUAGCAGCUCUGGAUGGGGGCAGGAGCCUGGAAGAGCUGACUCGUCUGGCCUUUGAGCUCUUUGCUGAAGAGCAAGCAGAGGGGCCCAACCACCUGCUGUACAAAGACGGCUUCAGCACCAUCCUGCACCUGCUGCUGGGUUCACCCCGCCCUGCUGCCACAGCUUUGCAUGCUGAGCUGUGCCAGGCAGGAUCCAGCCAAGGCCUCUCCCUCUGUCAGUUCCAGAACUUCUCCCUCCAUGACCCACUCUAUGGGAAACUCUUCAGCACCUACCUGCGCCCCCCACACACCUCUCGAGGCACCUCCCAGACACCAAAUGCCUCAUCCCCAGGCAACCCCACUGCUCUGGCCAAUGGGACUGUGCAAGCACCCAAGCAGAAGGGAGACUGAGUGCCUCAGCCUCUCACCCCCUCCUCCUCAGGGCGGCGCUAGGGGCCUCCCCUAUGCCUCAGCCCCAUCUCUGCUCCUGUUUGAAUUUUGUUAUUGUUGUUUGGUUGUUUUUUUUUUUUUAAGUUGAUUUUAAUUUUUUGUUUGGUUGAUUUUUUUGUAAAAAACUAUUUUAUAUAUAAAUAUAAAUCUAUAUCUAUAUCUAUUAAAAAAAUGAAGUCCAGUCA
Molecule: messenger RNA, 2382 nt
Organism: Gorilla gorilla gorilla (western lowland gorilla)
Lineage: Eukaryota; Metazoa; Chordata; Mammalia; Primates; Hominidae
Gene: LPCAT4
Product: lysophosphatidylcholine acyltransferase 4
Exons: 14
Coding region: 584-2158 (524 amino acids)
Biological process (GO): phosphatidylcholine acyl-chain remodeling
Cellular component (GO): endoplasmic reticulum
Molecular function (GO): lysophosphatidic acid acyltransferase activity; 1-acylglycerophosphocholine O-acyltransferase activity
Source: RefSeq, a predicted model, not a curated record